Molecule: messenger RNA, 1782 nt
Organism: Bolinopsis microptera
Lineage: Eukaryota; Metazoa; Ctenophora; Tentaculata; Lobata; Bolinopsidae
Product: cilia- and flagella-associated protein 45-like
Exons: 3
Coding region: 32-1627 (531 amino acids)
Source: RefSeq, a predicted model, not a curated record
AUGAACCCUCUCCCAGGCAUAGAAUGAAGUAAUGAAUAUGUCACUAGCCUCCCGAGAAUCUGUCCGGUCGACAGGGAACGUGAAGAGCUCACGUUACCGAACGGUCAGCCGGUACAGUGGUGCAGAUGAAACUCUGUUUGGUUCCCCUAAAAAGGGCGCCAACAAGGCCGGUCCUUCCAACCCUGCCCCCAGGAAGGAGGAAGUGUCCGUCAUUACAAAAGAUCUGAUCAGAAAGAUAAAAGUUCCAGCAAAAGAUCCGUCUGAACUGAGUAUUGUUCUGACUAGCGGUGAGUAUGCCCGGAUCAAAGGGGCUGCCAAAGUACUGACUCCCGCGGAGAAAGCAGCACGUGCACAAGCAAUCAAGGCGAUGAAGGAGGAAGCACAGGCUGCAUCUCAGGACAGGAAGAACUACAUGACAGAAAUGGAAGCACAGAGAUUAAAACGAGAGAAACCUUCUGAUCUAGAAAGAGAAGGAAAGGACAAGAGCAGAGUUCUGCUUGCUAAAGCAGAGGAACAGCUCAACGAACAGGAGGACGAGAUCAAGAAACUGAACGAGAUAAUCCUGAAUGCUAAAUGUCACGCAAUCAGAGACGCUCAGUUAGACGAGAAGAAAGAAAUUAAGGACGAGCUAGCUGAAGAGAACAAGCGACUGGACGAGAUGAUGGAGAUUGAGAGACUGAGGGCAUUGCAGCAGUAUGAACAAAGGGAACUAGAUCGCCAGUACAAGCAGGUCGAGGGAGCUAACAUCAUCAAAACACAGAUCAACGACAACGAACAGAGACGAAUCCUGGAGGACGAGAAGCGGGAACAAGAGAAACUUGCUAUGUUGAGAUAUCUUGAGAAACUCCAGAGAGAAGACAUCAACCAGUUGGAGAAGAAGAAGGAGAGCCAAAAGAAGAUCAUGGCAGAUGUCGCCAAGGCAAACGAGGAAAUAAGGAGACAGAAGGAGGAACGAGUCCGACAGGAGAAAUUCCAGGAGACCAAGGUGAUGGAAUAUUUAAAGGAGAAAGAGGCGAGAGAGAUCGCAUACCAGGCUGAGUUGGAGAAGCAAAGAAUUGAGAAGGAGAAAGAGAUCGCUCACAUGAGGGCACUUCAAGAGAGGGCUAAAGAUCAGCAGGCUGAGAAGGAUGCUCUUAGAGCUAAACGUAUCCAGGAAGAGGUUGAGAGAGAUCAGAGGAAGAAAGAUAAGGAGACAGCCGUCAAGAAGGCUCAGACAGAGUCACAGCUGAGGCGUGCACGAGAACAACAGGUACAAAUGCAAGAGCACUUCCUUGCAAUUGAGGCUCAGCGUGAGCGACAGGAAUUCGAACGAGUUCUCGCCGUUCAACAACAAGGACAGAAACAGGAAGAGGUCAAGGACAGUAACGCUCGUUCGAAGCGUCUCCAACAUGCAGAAGAAGUACGAAACCAAAUCAAGGAGAAGGAGUCCGAGCUUAUCCAAGCGAGACAAUGCUUCUUCGAGGAGGGAAUAAAACUUGAUCAGGAAGCACAGGAGCGUAGAAAGCGACUGGAUGAGAUCAAGAAGAAGAAGUUGGAGGAGCUUCAAGGAGCUGGAGUACCGUCCAAAUACGUUAACGAAGUGUCACGUCGUGCCAUGAAACCUCAGACCUCUCUUAUUACCCACUAGAACACGGACUGCUAGAUUUGUGGAGUUCAAUUGUUUCUGUUCAGCUCGGGACUUGGGUGUUUCGAAUAGGUGAUGUGGUUGUAGAUAGACCGGUGUUUUGUGCAAACUUUACGCGCCAAACAAUUUUAUGAGAUGUAUUCACUGUUCGCUAUAAG